AUGGCCUCGCAGAACUCUCCCCCACCGCCGCCGCAAUGGCUGGUCGAUCUCAACGCCGCGCCGCUCGCGAAAUCGAAGUCCCUCAAGCUCGCGGAUCCGCCUGGAUUCACAUCUUCAGAAGUCGUCAAAUCCUCCAACAAGUCGAACAAAACCGCCGUAACCGCCCGCAAACCGCCCACGCCCGAACAGAUGGACACUUUGAAAUUGAAAAAGGCAUGGGAAAUUGCGCUUGCGCCAGCCAAACAGCUGCCGAUGAGCGCCAUUGGCAUGUACAUGUCAGGGAACAGCCUGCAGAUAUUCAGCAUCAUGAUGGUCUUCAUGCUGUUCAAAGGACCGAUAUUGGCGGUGAUUGGGAUUCAAGGCACAUUUCAGAGACUGGAGAGCGAUGGCAUUAAACAGCAGAUGAUCAUGGUCAAACUGGCGUUCGUUGGAUGCAACAUGCUAGCGCUGGCCUUGGGCAUCUGGAAAGUGAACGGGAUGGGAUUACUACCGACAACAAGAUCAGACUGGCUGGCGUGGGAGUCGCCGAGGGAAGCGAUCGAGCGAGCCUACUUUGUGCCUUCAUGA
Zymoseptoria tritici IPO323 is the source of this 567-nucleotide messenger RNA. RefSeq lists its product as uncharacterized. Gene Ontology annotation, biological process: protein folding in endoplasmic reticulum. Lineage: Eukaryota; Fungi; Ascomycota; Dothideomycetes; Mycosphaerellales; Mycosphaerellaceae. Gene Ontology annotation, cellular component: EMC complex. The transcript is spliced from 2 exons. The record is from RefSeq and is a predicted model, not a curated record. The coding region runs from base 1 to 567 and encodes 188 amino acids.